Messenger RNA from Zingiber officinale, 2160 nucleotides. Its product is annotated as serine/threonine-protein kinase UCN-like. Gene Ontology annotation, biological process: protein phosphorylation. The transcript is spliced from 4 exons. Gene Ontology annotation, cellular component: plasma membrane; cytoplasm; nucleus. The record is from RefSeq and is a predicted model, not a curated record. The coding region runs from base 220 to 2160 and encodes 646 amino acids. Gene Ontology annotation, molecular function: ATP binding; protein serine/threonine kinase activity. NCBI's taxonomy places the organism in Eukaryota, Viridiplantae, Streptophyta, Magnoliopsida, Zingiberales, Zingiberaceae.
ACGCCUGCUUAAAAUAAAUUUUUGGGUGAGAUGGGUCUUGUAUUGCCUCCACUUACUGUUUGCAGACCUCAAUUUUUGGGUGAGAGGAACACACGGAGCUUGAGCGCUUGAGCUGCUUCAAGAAGAACAAGAAUCGAGCGAGAUGUGGAAACAGAGACCAUUGAGGCAAACACUCAAACACGUUACCUGCAUUGUAUAGGUUGGUUGAUCCAAAUUCAAAUGGAUGAGGAGGUGGUGUUGGAUUUGAACCAGAUCAGGGCGGUUCGCGUCCUGGGCCGUGGAGCCAUGGCCUCGGUCUUCCUCGUCAGCGCCGCACCCGGCAGUCGCCUCCCCACGCUCUUCGCCCUCAAGGUGUUCGACAAGCAGUCCGCCGCCAAACCCCACGCUCUCCGCCGCGCCCGCUGGGAGCUAUCCCUAUUGUCCCGCCUCUCAGCCGCUCCCGGUGAUCACCACCACCCGUUUCUCCCUUCCCUCCUUGGCUCCGUCGAGACGCCGGACCUCCUCGCUUGGGCGAUCCCCUUCUGCCCCGGCGGCGACCUCCACGCCCUCCGCCGCUCCCUUUCUCCUUCCAACGAGGAGGCGUUCUCCGCGGACGCGAUCCGCUUCUACCUCUCGGAAAUCGUCACCGCUCUCGCCCACCUCCACUCCAUGCGCGUCGCCUACCGCGACCUCAAGCCAGAGAACGUCCUCCUCCGUUCAUCCGGCCAUAUUAUGCUCGCCGAUUUCGAUCUCUCCCGCCACCUCCCUGCCAGAUCGACCACCCACUCCUCCCUUCCUCCUCCACUUCCCUCCGACAACCACAGCCACGCCCCCCGGAGGAAACUCACACGCGUGUUCUCCUUCGGCGCCGCGGACGACCAGAUCAAGAAAGGGAGGUCGGCGAGAGUCUCCCCGGCGAGUCGCCGUAGGACGAGUUCCUCGUCCAUCUCGAAAUCCAGAGAAGGAUCCGGUGGUGACGACGAGCGGUCGUUCUCGUUCGUGGGGACGGAGGAGUACGUGGCGCCGGAAGUGGUGCGCGGCGAAGGGCACGGCUUCGCGGUGGACUGGUGGGCGCUUGGGAUCCUGGCGUACGAAAUGGCAUACGGACAGACGCCCUUCCGGGGGCGGAACAGGAAGGAGACGUUGCGCAACAUUCUUACGCUGCCGCCAAUGUUCCCAGGCCGGCGGCGCACCGAUCUCACUGACAUUAUCGAGCGGCUCGUGGUCAAGGACCCGGAGAGGAGAUUAGGGUUUAGUGGGGGUGCGGAGGAGGUGAAGGCGCACCCUUUCUUCGAUGGGGUGAAAUGGGAGCUUUUGCCAGAGGUGGCGCGGCCUCCGUUCCUGGCGCCGGUAAUUUUACCUUUCUUUCUUCCGUUCCUCCUACUCUCGAAUCUGCUCUGCGAGGAAGGAACUAAGAUCGAAGGGUUCAGAGGAGUUGAGGAGCGUUUUGCACCAACAAUAAUAUUUGAAAGACAUAACCUCAUCUCCCUCUUCCCCUUUCGCCGCCUCGCCCUCGGAGAUCUCGCCGUCGCCGUCCCCUUCGUCUGCAAGUCCUGGUACCGCGCCUCCCUCGACCCUAGCUGCUGGCGCCGCCUCAACUUCCGCUCCCUCGAUUUCACGCCCUGGAGCCCUUUCUCCCGCGCCUUUGCGCUCCGCUACUGCCUCCACUCCCCCCUCUCCUUCUCCGCCUUCCUCCGUUUCGCCCUCCACUGCUCCCGCGGCGUCGUCGACCAACUCGCCUUCCCCCUUUCCUCUGCCGUCUCCAUCCACGACCUCGCCUAUGCCUCUGUCAAAUGCCUGAGAUUGAAGGCGCUGGCUUUGCUAGACAACCUGAUGCUGGAGGACGACCUUCGAAUCCCGGAGCUGGUGCGGCGGUGGAAGGAUCUGGAGCAUCUGGAGAUGGAGAUAGUUGGCAUCUUCGCCCCGCCCAUCCUCUCUUCCUCGCGCUCCUGCAAUCUGUCCUUUGCUAUCCCCAUCUCCCUCCCCAAACCUUUGUCUUUCGCCACCUCUUCCCUCCCGCGCCUUCACUCACCUCCCUCGCGAAACCCGGGGCCUUUCCGUGCCCAAGUUAGUGUCUCCGCUGCUCAGAAGACGAAAGAUAGGUUGCCAGCCAACCUCAUUGUGACGGAGACCAAAGGGCCUCACUCCACUGUCUGUACCUUUCCUUUUUCUACCUUCUAA